CUCCAAGGUAACUUCCAUGCGGUGUUACGUUAGCCAAAAGCAUGGAAUCAAAAAACAAACUACUGGAAGCAAGAUUAAAUAAUAUUUUAUCACCAUUAGGAUUUGAAUUGUACCCAUUUAAAGUCGGAUGGUACAACGAAAAAGUGGGUGAAGCAUAUGUCUUGCCUUACAACAGUGACACACUGGCAUUUUCAACAAUCAGUACACCUGACAUGUUUGAAAAGACAUUUAAACCAUUCAUCUUUGAACAGGACUUGUCAGGUACUCAGGAUCCCAUUGACCAAUGCAUGAUUCAUCACUUUAACUUAGUCAAACAGGAAUUCUUGGAGGAGGAGGUAGAAGUGAUCCAUGACUUCGAGAUGACGCCCAAUCGCCGCCCCAAAGUGUUGCUGCAGACGGCAGGUCACGUGUCGGGUGCCGCCUACUACUAUCAGCAAAACGACCUGAAGGAGAACACCUGGCCACAAAAAAAGAAAAUGUAUGGGGUGAGCAUCCAUCCAAGAUAUGGUGGCUGGUUUGCAUUCCGCCCUGUUGUGAUUUUCAAGAACAUCGAGUGUCCAGAUCUUGAGCAACAACUUCCUGAGGACUGUGUGCCUACGCAAGAACUGAGAAAAGAAUUACUUGAACGGAUUAACUUUCACUGGCAAGACUGGAGUUUCCGAGACAUUAUAGCUCCUGUCAAGAGAUAUUCAGAAGAACAAAAACUCUAUUUUCAAACCUUACCAAAGGACAGACAUGAACUCCUUGUGAAAAUGAAAAAGAAGCAUAUGUGUGGGGACUAAAGUUUGCUGCAUACAUAAUGGAACACCCAACACUUUACGGUGUUUAAUUUAUUAACAAGCAUAUAUAAAAUAUUCAGUCAUAA
This is a messenger RNA of Gigantopelta aegis, 865 nucleotides long. Its product is annotated as cyanocobalamin reductase / alkylcobalamin dealkylase-like. Gene Ontology annotation, molecular function: demethylase activity; FAD binding; cyanocobalamin reductase (cyanide-eliminating) (NADP+) activity. Lineage: Eukaryota; Metazoa; Mollusca; Gastropoda; Neomphalida; Peltospiridae. The coding region runs from base 42 to 782 and encodes 246 amino acids. The transcript has 4 exons. The record is from RefSeq and is a predicted model, not a curated record. Gene Ontology annotation, cellular component: cytoplasm. Gene Ontology annotation, biological process: cobalamin metabolic process.